Neodiprion fabricii is the source of this 4274-nucleotide messenger RNA. RefSeq names its product major facilitator superfamily domain-containing protein 6. The transcript is spliced from 12 exons. The record is from RefSeq and is a predicted model, not a curated record. Gene Ontology annotation, cellular component: membrane. NCBI's taxonomy places the organism in Eukaryota, Metazoa, Arthropoda, Insecta, Hymenoptera, Diprionidae. The coding region runs from base 1164 to 2855 and encodes 563 amino acids.
UUGUGCAAUAGAGUCGUAUUAUUUAACAUCCUACAAUUAUGAUGGUGUUUAGGUAAUACAUACUACGUACAUGGUUAUAUAUCUAUCUAUAAAUAAAUGACAUAGUACAGAAUAACGGUACAAGUUGUAAGCGUGUAAUACGUGCAAUUGCCGCACUGUCAUCACUCGUUAUAAGGAUCUCUCUAAUUGUAAGCUCGACGACAGUGCUUUCAAAGUUCAAAACCGUGUUGUCCAAUCGUACAUCUCGCGUAUGUAGUUCAUACCUGAGUUGAAUACAUCACCGAUUCGACAUACACUUAGGUAUACCUAUACGAUAUCCGGUAGUAGUAGUUAGUAGUAGUAGUAGCAGUAAUAGCAGUAGUAGUAAGUAGUUGAGCGAGCCGUAUCAUUUACAGCAUAUCACAGUAGCUCCGGUUAAUCUGCGCUCAUAAAUACACGGUUCAUUUGCACAAAUGUCUAGAUAAAAGAGCAUUUGUCUCGAUAUCGGGUUGGAGUUAAACGUGGAUUACAAUUGUACAUCUCCAGUCAAUUUUCAAAGAUCGGGGAAAACUCGGUGAUAAAAACUUUAUAGCUUUUGAAGAGCACGCUACCUAACCCAGUGCGUUGCAGUCGUCAAAGCUGCGAAGAAUCUAUUCCGACGCUACUCCCACUCGGAAUAAUAAUUCUGAUUAAAAAUCUCUCGGCAUCUCGAGAAUCUCACACACGCAAUUGGAACUUCGUGAGAGUUCGGAGAUCUUCGGUAAUCCUCGGUACGUGUUUUCGGUGUUCGAACGAAUCUGCCGCGUGUGGCUGACAUUUGUCGCAGUGUGACCGUCGUAGCCUCUGGUUAGGCGUAGAGCGAACACUUGUAACUCAGAGUCUUGUGUAAACAUUGGUGCAAACCGUUGGGAACACGAUUAUUUUACGGACGCACGUGAUGGUGGUGACAUAGCGAUGAGAUAAACCUUCUCCCAAUAUUAAACGGGAAUUAAAAGUGCUUGAAAGCUCGAAAUUGCUCUGCGCGUGCCCUGCAGUGUAUUGGAUCACAAUUGUGCCUUAUUAGAAUGCGUUUCGUGGCGCCAGAAUUGAACUCCACCCAGUGUCACCGUCAAGCCAGUCACUCCCGGCAGGAUCUCGACUGCUCUACAGCUACGGGGAAUCGGGAAUCAGAAAAUUGACGGAAAAUGGCCAGGUUUAAGUUGAAUUACAGUCAGCUGCCGGUGAAGGCGCACUUCUUCUUCUUCAUGGCCGCGAUGGGACCGAUCUUACCGUUUCUACCGGUUUACGGAAAACAGUUAGGUGUAUCGCCGGUAGUGAUGGGCAGCAUAACUGCUAUUCUGCCGAUUUUGUUUAUGAUAGCAAAGCCGAUGUUUGGUCUGCUCGUCGACUACUUCCGCUCUUGCCGGAAGGUACUCUUCAUCGCUCUGCUUGCAGCGACCAGCUUGGCUUUCAUGUUUCUACAUUUCCUCCCUAGCCUACCGGGGCCCAUUUUACCCGAAGAUCAUGCUUUCCGGGGAGUUUCCUGUUCGACAAUGGACGCAUGCAAUUUCCAGGAAAUCGAAAUACCAGAGAGCUGUUUUUCCGGACGAAUUAUCAACUGCAACUGGACUUGUUCAGACAGUUUCAGUUUCACUCAGCCGAUCUACUUCGCCGGCGAUCACAGAGGGAAUUUAUCCCGAAGUUCAACCUGUUUGGCAAGUAGACGGGUCAAUGUUGAUUAUAUUAGUUCCGAACGUCAGAACGAAACGAAAAUUGAUUGCACUACGAUCGAAAAUUUCGAUCGCGACAUUUGUAACGUAACUUGCGAACGACUGGAGGAGAAUCUCGAGUUGUCAAGCUGUCUAUACACCUCGGCAACGUUUUGGGGAUUCGUGCUUCUCAUGUCCCUCGGGAAUAUCGGCUUCAACAUCUCCAACUGCGUCAGCGAUGCAAUCUGCUUUGACGUUCUCGGGGAUGACGGACAGAUGGGAUAUGGAAGGCAAAGGGUAUGGGGAACGAUUGGAUUUGGUGUCGCAGCGUUUCUCGCUGGAUUUGCCGUGGAUGCGUGGUCUCAGGGUCAGACCAAAGUUUACACACCCGCUUUUAUCCUCAUUUUUAUUUUCACUUGCUUGGACCUGGCUUGCUGUGUCAAGUUGGAGCUACCAAUCAUGUCCAAAUCGGAGAACAUCUUAAAUGACGUAUGGAAGCUAUUGCGUCACAAGCCAAUUGCGAUAUUUUUGUGCUUUGCAACUCUGGCUGGAAUUCUCGACAGUUUUGUCAUUUACUUUUUAUUCUGGUAUGUCGAGGAUCUAGCAGAGACAACGGGUGACAUGGGACAGAUAAAACUGAUCGAGGGUUUGAUUGUAGCUGCUGAAACUUUGGGAGGAGAAGUUAUCUUCUUUUCCCUGUCUGGUGCAAUAUUGAAGAAAAUCGGGUUCGGGUACAGUUUUGUAUUCUGUUUCUGCUGCUACUCGCUUCGACUGGGUCUCAUCUCCCUGGCACCGACUCCUUGGUGGAUACUUCCAAUCGAGUUUUUCAUGCAGGGCCCGACUUACGCUCUCUGCUACACGACUAUAGUCGCUUAUGCAAGCGUUGUAUCGCCCCCGGGAACCUCUGCAACAGUUCAAGGCAUAGUUGCUGGAAUGGACGACGGCUUAGGAUUCGCAGUGGGAAGUCUAGUCGGUGGGAUUUUGUACAAACGAAUUGGCGGAUCUCGAACCCUUCAAUUAUACUCAUUAGGAGCGUUAGUUUCGGCGUCUGCAUAUUUAAUGCUACACUUGCUGUACCUGAAAGAUGCAAUGCCCAAAAAAGGUAACCGAGAAGGCAUUGAAUACAAAUGUCCAAACGAUGCCGAAGACUCGAAUCUAGAUGAAAAAGAAAUAACAAUUUGUCAAUAAAACGAUAAACAUAAUGUAAAUGAAAUUAAUGGUUUUGAUCGAUGAAUUAUAUAACAGGGUUGUCCGAGCUAAUCCCACCAACUCUCAGACCGUACAACCUUCAAUUAGUUUCUUUCGGUAUUUUGCUAUACCGUGUCAGAAAAUUUUUUAUUUUUUCAAUUUUCCACGCUCAACAUUUUCGAAGCGUAUCGAGUCAAAAGUUGUCCACUUUUGACCGUUAUAUUUCGGAAACUAAUCGUCAUGCGACAAGAAACCAAAUGUACAAAUUUUGGAAAAUUGAACGAACUAUUCAAUACAAAGUGUUUCGUAACUUCAUUUUCAGAACAACAUCAUUUUUUUUUCGAAAGCUAGACCAUUUUUAUUUUUCAAAUUCUUUUAUGUUGAUUCCUUGGAUCCAUUAACAACUACCAAAAAUAUUGCAUUCUGGGUAAAAAAAAAUUACCCAGUCAGAAUGUUGUAUGUAUCACAGUUUAAGGAGAGGAUCAGUGAGGGCGGCAAAUAAAAGUAACUGUAAAAAAUUGCCGAUAAAAAUAUUGUCAAUUUCUUUCUGAAAGCUGUUCGAUGUUCUAAAGUACAUGUGCUUUGUGACACACAUUUAGACAUUUGAAACUAUUUCAAAUAGUUGAAUUCGAAUCUGAAAUUAAAUUUUCAAAUUCAAAGUCCCAAGAAGUUUUCUUACACACUACAACGAAAUACCCAAAGCAAAUUAUAUCGAAGGUAGUGAGGUCUGACGGUGAGUCGGUUUAAUGUAGAUAGCCCUGCAAUAGACUGUAUUUAUUAUAAUUUACAAGAUAGAUAGCUAAGUUACACACACAAUUAAUUUUUUUUUUUUUAACUUUACUCAAUUGAGUUGCUAAUAACAGUUAAUAUUUUUUGCCUUAAUAUAGUUCUAUGAAUUGUAAUACCAUUACCACCGCAGUUUGUAUCUUUAGAUUUUUCAAAAUCUCAGGCAAAGUUUGAUAAUUUUGUUGUUGUAAUUUUAAUUUUUUUCAUUUUUUCAUCUUUCAUCGAAAAAGAAAAUGAUUAUUAUGGAGUGAGAAAAUACAAUAAACAAUUAAUUUUGUAAUUAAAUACGAAACCCCUGAAGUGUAAUUGAAUCGAAGGGUAAUUUCGCUAUUUUGAAUCCCAAUCACAUUCAAGUAACACAUUUAAUUCAAUAAGAGAGAUAAAUACACGGAAACAAAGACCCGACAGUUACUUUUGGACAAUCUAUUGAGAUCCGGGGAUCCCCCCACCGACUAACUGCCAACGGAAACGGUGAAAAGGAGGAAAUCACGAGUGAAGUGUGCACACGGUUCCACGAUAUUCUCAGGAGCGACGUGUGUUGGAUUAAAAAGAGUAAACGGGCACUGGUGACCAACCAGUCCUCGAAAAGAUUCCGCGAAAGAUGCUACACCUUACUUCCUCUGCGAAACAAAU